Abrus precatorius (Indian licorice) is the source of this 840-nucleotide messenger RNA. RefSeq names its product aquaporin TIP1-3-like. Gene Ontology annotation, cellular component: membrane. The record is from RefSeq and is a predicted model, not a curated record. Gene Ontology annotation, molecular function: water channel activity. Lineage: Eukaryota; Viridiplantae; Streptophyta; Magnoliopsida; Fabales; Fabaceae. The transcript has 3 exons. The coding region runs from base 82 to 840 and encodes 252 amino acids. Gene Ontology annotation, biological process: transmembrane transport; water transport.
AAUAACUAAACACAUAAUCCAUUGUUAUUAAUAUUAUUAUCAUUCUAAGCUUGAAGUCUUAAAGCAAAUUAAAAAAAAAUAAUGCCGAUUUCUAGAAUUGCCAUUGGAAAUCCAUCAGAGUUGGGGCAAGCUGAAGCGCUUAAGGCUGCUCUGGCUGAGUUCAUCUCAAUGCUCAUCUUUGUCUUUGCAGGGGAAGGCUGUGGCAUGGCAUAUAACAAGCUCACAAACAAUGGUUCAGCAACAGCAGCUGGGGUGGUGGCAGCAUCACUUUCUCAUGCCUUUGCUCUUUUUGUUGCGGUCUCUAUUGGUGCUAACAUAUCGGGUGGGCAUGUUAAUCCUGCUGUCACAUUUGGUGCCUUUAUUGGUGGCCACAUUUCCCUCCUUAGAGGCAUUUUGUAUUGGAUUGCUCAGUUGCUUGGCUCUGUCGUUGCUUGCUUGCUCCUUAAAUUUGCCACUGGUGGACUGGAAACGACUGCGUUCUCAUUGUCUUCAGGGGUGGGACCAGCAAAUGCAUUAGUCUUUGAAAUUGUGAUGACUUUUGGUUUGGUUUACACAGUGUAUGCCACUGCAGUGGAUCCAAAGAAGGGUAACCUUGGCAUAAUUGCUCCAAUUGCAAUUGGUUUUAUUGUGGGUGCAAACAUCUUGGCAGGUGGUGCCUUUGAUGGGGCUUCCAUGAACCCAGCAGUUUCUUUUGGACCUGCUGUUGUUAGCGGGAAAUGGGCUAAUCAUUGGGUAUACUGGGCCGGCCCAUUAAUUGGUUCUGCUAUUGCUGCGGUUGUCUAUGAGAUUUUCUUCAUCGCCCCAAAUUCUUAUGAACAGAUACCUGUCACAGAUUAUUAG